AUGGCAGGUGACUCCAGUUUUCCAGAUGUGGAGAGUGAUGGAUCAGAAAAAAAUGAAGAAACAGAGAUUGUAGUCAAUGUUGGUGGGGUAAGGCAGGUGUUCUACGGAGACAACCUGAACCAAUAUCCAGAAACACGACUGGCAGAGCUGAUGAACUGUUUAUCAGGGGGAUAUGAUAGCAUAUUCUCACUCUGUGAUGACUAUGAUCCUGGAAAAAGAGAGUUUUACUUUGACAGAGAUCCAGAUGCUUUCAAAUGCAUUAUUGACGUGUACUACUUUGGGGAAAUUCAUAUGAAGAAAGGAAUAUGCCCCAUAUGUUUCAAGAAUGAAAUGGAAUUUUGGAAAGUGGAUCUAAAAUUUUUGGAUGACUGCUGCAAAACUCAUCUAAGUGAAAAAAGGGAGGAACUGGAAGAAAUAGCCCGAAGAGUGCAGCUGAUUCUGGAUGACCUGGGAGUAGAUGCCUCAGAAAGUCGUGGGAAAAGGUGCCAAAAAUACAUCUGGAAAUUUCUGGAGAAGCCAGAAUCAUCCUACCCAGCUCGAGUGAUUGCUGUUCUGUCCUUUCUGUUUAUUUUGAUCUCCUCCAUUGUGAUGUGUGUGGGGACCAUCCCAGACCUGCAGAUUGUAGAUGCGGAGGGGAACCGUGUGGAGCACCCAACUCUGGACAGCAUAGAGACAGUCUGUAUAGUCUGGUUUACCAUGGAGUAUGUGCUAAGGCUAAUCUCCUCUCCCAACAAACUCCACUUUGUCUUGUCUUUCAUGAACAUUGUCGACGUGCUAGCAAUACUUCCGUUCUAUGUCAGCCUGACCUUGACCCACUUGGGAGCCAAGCUCAUGGAGCUGAGCAAUGUCCAGCAGGCUGUCCAGGCGCUGCGCAUCAUGAGGAUCGCAAGGAUUUUCAAGCUUGCACGGCACUCCUCAGGGCUCCAGACUCUAACGUAUGCCCUGAAACGCAGCUUUAAGGAGCUCGGGCUGCUCCUCAUGUAUUUAGCUGUUGGGAUCUUUGUCUUUUCUGCCCUGGGUUAUACCAUGGAGCAAAGUCACCCUGAAACUUUAUUUAAAAGCAUCCCUCAGUCAUUUUGGUGGGCAAUCAUUACCAUGACCACGGUUGGAUAUGGAGAUAUAUACCCUAAAACAACACUAGGAAAACUGAAUGCUGCCAUCAGUUUUCUAUGUGGAGUGAUAGCAAUUGCCCUUCCCAUCCAUCCCAUAAUUAACAACUUUGUCAGAUAUUAUAACAAACAGAGAGUUUUAGAAACAGCUGCCAAGCAUGAAUUGGAGCUGAUGGAGCUGAACUCAGCUGAUGGGAAAGCCACAAACGCCAAGAAUGAACCAGAGGAUCUUGCAAGGGAAGGCAAGGAGGUGCCUUUUUAUAGCAGCCGGCUAAAAGUCUCACACAGUGACACCUUUAUUCAUCUCCUGUCAGAAGAGAAACACUGUAGGAACAGGCUUCAAAGCUGCAAAUAA
Molecule: messenger RNA, 1464 nt
Organism: Indicator indicator
Lineage: Eukaryota; Metazoa; Chordata; Aves; Piciformes; Indicatoridae
Gene: KCNF1
Product: potassium voltage-gated channel modifier subfamily F member 1
Exons: 1
Coding region: 1-1464 (487 amino acids)
Biological process (GO): potassium ion transmembrane transport; protein homooligomerization
Cellular component (GO): membrane; voltage-gated potassium channel complex
Molecular function (GO): voltage-gated potassium channel activity
Source: RefSeq, a predicted model, not a curated record